This is a messenger RNA of Hypoxylon fragiforme, 1562 nucleotides long. RefSeq lists its product as uncharacterized. Gene Ontology annotation, cellular component: mitochondrion. The record is from RefSeq and is a predicted model, not a curated record. The transcript has 2 exons. The coding region runs from base 485 to 1345 and encodes 286 amino acids. NCBI's taxonomy places the organism in Eukaryota, Fungi, Ascomycota, Sordariomycetes, Xylariales, Hypoxylaceae.
UAGGUACUAAUAGCUGCAUUGUACUACCCACUUAGCCACUUAGAUAGUAUUUUAUAAACAUAAUCAAAUCUUCAAAUCCCUCAUACUGCAUCCCUUUCCAAUGUAUCCACCACGUUUCCGUUUGUUUGCUGCUGUGACCCCUAGUUUGGGGAUCAUUAGAAAGACAAAGGAAACAGAAUAAAAAUAAGAUAAGACAUCGGGAAACAAAGCUAAACAGACAACCUAAAGUCGUAGAAGAGAAGGGAAAGAGAGAUACACAUUUCGACACACUAGACCCGACUCGAGCUUCCAAUAAAAAAAAAGCAAGAUAAAGCCAAAGCCCCAAAGCCGCGAUGAAAGACUACAGCUUCUUCUAAGAAGUAGCUGGGUCUUUUCCAGCCUCAUCCAACUUUGCUCAGCCAUCAUACAUAUCACCCCCUAUCGACUCGGCAUCUAGGUAGGUAAAAUACUACCUUAAUACCAAAAACACCCGGCGGAAACUGCCAUGUCGUCGUCAACCGAGCUCCACCGCGAAUGGAACACCAAGAACCUUGGCCUCCGGCUGGGUGCCGACUUUACCAGCGCCGCGUCCGCCGCGUCCAUUAUCGCGCCCUUCAUAUCCUUCGUUGACAGAGCGAUAAUGGAGAACGCCUCAGGCCGGAACACCCUCUCCGCGAGCCUCAAAACCUCUCUCCGCACGCUCCUCCUGCACCCACCCCGCACCCUCUUCUCCAAGCCCGUCGCGCUCAUCUUCAUGCUGUACGGGGGCACCUACCUAACCGCCAACACCCUCGACACCCUGACCUCUACCUUGCGCAACCAGCCCGCCUCCCACAUCACCACCGGGACCGCCAAGUUCGCCGCCUCGAGCACCGCCAACGUCGGUCUGUGCGUCUACAAAGACCAGUUCUACGUGCGCGCCUACGGGCCCCUCACCACCACCACCGUCCGCCCCGUCGCCCUGCCCAGCUACCUCCUCUUCACCCUCCGCGACUGCCUGACCAUCUUCGCCUCCUUCAACGUGCCCCCGCUCCUCGGGCCCCUGCUGUCCGAGCGCAUGUCCUCGUCGCUGCAGCACCACCUGAGCGGCACCACCGUCGCGCAGUUCGCCGCGCCCGCAGCCGUCCAGCUGUUCUCCACGCCCAUCCACCUGCUCGGCCUCGACCUGUAUAACCGCCCCACCACCACCACCACCACGGGUAGCGGUUUGGCGCGGGACCCGAGCUGGCGCUCGAGGUGGGCGCAGAUCCGGAAGAACUGGGCCUCGAGCACCCUGGCGAGAAUAUGUCGGAUCAUCCCGGCGUUUGGGGUAGGCGGCACCGUGAAUACAAAGGUACGGAGGAAUCUUAUGGAGAGGCUCGCUUGAUUGCUGAGCUGCGGGCUACGAUAAAAAUGGGUGUGCACUGAGUGAAGAACGGUAUUAUAGCGUGGCGUUGCAAGGAUGGCUAGGUAGGAACAGAAUAUGGGGCGGGUUUCCAAAGGUAACAUUAAUUAGGUAGUUAUAGAAAAUGGCCAGGUUCAACAAGGGGCCAACGAAGAGGAUAGGUUAGAGCUGGGAUCGGUAAAAUUCACGAAGGCGGGCG